Messenger RNA from Neltuma alba, 917 nucleotides. Its product is annotated as style cell-cycle inhibitor 1-A-like. The transcript has 5 exons. The coding region runs from base 136 to 603 and encodes 155 amino acids. The record is from RefSeq and is a predicted model, not a curated record. NCBI's taxonomy places the organism in Eukaryota, Viridiplantae, Streptophyta, Magnoliopsida, Fabales, Fabaceae.
CGCACAGUGUCAUACUGCCCGGCCGAGUUCAUUGCCAUUGGAGCAUAUGAAAACUUGCAUUCGCCUUCGAUAUCGGUUGAAAAUCCUCAACUCUGAAGCGUCGCAAAUUCUCUCCAAGCUGUGAAGAAAGCACUGAUGGGAAGCGAUAGGAAGUCCAAGGAGAAGAAGAAGAAGCGAAGGGGUUAUUCUUCAGACUCUGAAGAUGAGAAGAAAAGCAAGAGACAGCGAACGGCAGAUGACGAGGAAAGAAAGGGAGAAAAGAAGGAGAAACGCAAGGAGAAGAAAUCUUAUGGGCAUUCGAAAGAUAGAUCUGACAAAGGGAAGAAGUCAAAAGAUAAGCACAAGACCAAGCACAGUAAAGGUGAUAGCCAUAUGGAGUUCCAAGAAUUGUCCAAGGAUGACUAUUUUUCUAAGAACAAUGAAUUUGCCACGUGGCUGAAAGAACAGAAGGAUGUGUUCUUCUCUGAUCUUUCAUCUGAGUCAGCGCGUGAGAUGUUCUUGGAUUUUGUCAAAGCUUGGAAUAAAGGAAAGCUUGAAUCCCGUUAUUAUGAAGGCAUUACAAGUGGUCCGCGGACAGCCCACAACUGGAAAAUCAAAGGGUAGCAGGAGAGAGAAGAGGGAUCUGUUCCUGGAGUUCAAUCUCUUGCCUUCUUAUAGUUAAAAUAUGUGUAGCUCUUGAAGUGAACCUGAUGGAGAGAAAUUACACCUCUUGAGGGGUAGAGCUGUCUUUAGAACUAGUCCUUUAUUUACUUUAGCUAUCCUUUCCGGCUGCUAGCUAGGCACUUAUGAAAUAUAGAUGUUGUUAGUAGAAAUGAAAUAUUUGAAUUAGUCUUUGGGAAUCCUUUGUUUGCUGCACAGGAUAUUGUUAAUUUUUUUUUUUUCAAAUUAUCAAAAAAAGGGCAAAAGCUUCAUAAGGA